Messenger RNA from Drosophila sulfurigaster albostrigata, 1531 nucleotides. Its product is annotated as putative serine protease K12H4.7. Gene Ontology annotation, molecular function: serine-type exopeptidase activity; dipeptidyl-peptidase activity. The record is from RefSeq and is a predicted model, not a curated record. Lineage: Eukaryota; Metazoa; Arthropoda; Insecta; Diptera; Drosophilidae. The transcript is spliced from 5 exons. Gene Ontology annotation, biological process: proteolysis. The coding region runs from base 21 to 1454 and encodes 477 amino acids.
AAUUUCAUUUACGUCGAGCAAUGCUGGCAAUAAAGUUGGUCAGUCUGGCGCUGCUGGUUUUGGCCAGUCAAAGCAAUGCCCUCAAGUGGAAGAAAGAUGUGCCUGUUCUUGUGAAAACUCUAAAGGAUUUGCAUCGUGGUCCGCCACAGCAGGUUGUGAUGAAUCGUGCCACGGUCGAAGAGAAAUGGAUUACCCAACCACUGGAUCACUUUGAUGAAACCAACACGGGCACCUAUCAAAUGCGCUAUUUGGUCAACGAUGAAUUCCAAACAGAAGGUAGUCCCAUCUUCAUAUUUUUGGGCGGCGAAUGGGAAGCCUCAUCUGGCAUGAUUCUGCAGGGUCACUGGUACGACAUGGCCAAGGAGCACCAAGGUCUGCUGCUCUACACCGAACAUCGUUACUACGGCCAGAGCGUUCCCACCAGCGAUAUGUCCACCGAAAGCCUGCAGUAUCUGCAUGUGAAGCAAGCUCUGGCUGAUGUGGCUCAAUUUAUUACCACCAUCAAGGCGGAGAAUCCUCAGUUGACCAACUCAAAGGUGGUGCUUAGCGGUGGCUCCUAUUCGGCAACCAUGGUUGUGUGGUUCAAGCGUCUCUAUCCCGACUUGGUUGUGGGUGGCUGGGCAUCGAGUGCUCCUCUGCUGGCUAAGGUUGAUUUCAGCGAGUACAAGGAAGUUGUGGGAGAAGCAUUCAAGCAAUUGGGUGGCCAACAGUGCUACGAUCGCAUACAGAAGGGAAUCAAUGAUCUGGAGCAGAUGUUUGUCAACAAUAGUGCUCAGGCACAUGCGAUGCUGCGUCUUUGCAGUGAUUUCGAUCAUAACAACGAUCUCGAUAAGUGGAGUUUGUUUGGCAGCAUUUCCAAUAUUUUCUCCGGCGUCGCGCAAUAUCAAACAACUGGCGACAUUGAGUAUUAUUGUGACUUUCUGCUGAGCUUUGAUGAUGACGCGGCGGCCAUUGCCAACUUUGCCUAUUGGGCCUGGAACUAUCCAAGCUGUAUUGAUGCACGCUAUCAGAGCACUGUAGACUAUUAUCUGUGGGGCAUUGACAACUUUGACGCGUCUCGACCAUGGUAUUAUCAGACCUGCAAUGAGUAUGGCUGGUAUCAGUCAUCAACUUCGAACAAUCAGCCGUUUGGCAAUAACUUCCCUGCCACACUCUACAUUGAACUCUGCAAGGAUGUCUUUAGCUCGAAGUAUGCUAGCUCGCAAAUUGUGAGCAACACUGCCCAGACCAAUGAGGACUUUGGUGGCAUGAACCCCGAAGUGGAGAACAUUUACAUGACUCACGGAGGUCUCGAUCCCUGGAACCCCAUUGGUCAUGGCGUUGCCGAGGGUGCCACGGUCAUUACUGGUGCCUCCCAUUGUGCUGACUUCAGUUCAAUCUCCGCUAUCGACACCCAAGAAAUGCGUGCUUCCAAGGAACGUAUUGCGGAAUUAGUGCGACAAUGGUUAGCCUAAACGUUGUUAACAAUUCUCAGCUAUUUCAGUCAUAAUUCACAGAUAAGCCAAAUAAAGAGUGUAAACUUGUGAAAAUG